UGAAAAAUUCCCCCUCUCUUUCUUCUCCACAACUUUUGAAACCGCUUCUGCUUUCCCUCCACAAACCCUGAACCGCAUCUAGUUACAUCGAGAGCUUCAAUUUUCCGGUGUUCGAUCAACAAUGGCUGCGGCGGCGGCGAUGGUGAGCUCCGCCGGAGCGCUACUGGCGAUGCUGAACGAAAGCCAUCCGGCGCUGAAGCUGCACGCGCUCUCCAAUCUCAACGCCUUUGUUGACCUCUUCUGGCCAGAGAUAUCAUAUUCCGUCCCUAUCAUUCAAAGUUUGUAUGAAGAUGAAAAGUUUGACCAGAGGCAGCUAGCUGCAUUGCUUGUUUCAAAGGUUUUCUAUUACCUGUGUGAACUUAAUGACUCUUUGUCAUAUGCUCUGGGAGCUGGUCCACUAUUUGAUGUAUCACAGGAUUCAGAUUUUGUUCGUACUAUUCUUGCAAAAGCAAUUGAUGAAUAUGCCAGUCUGAGGACCAAAGCAGCGGAGGCAAAUGAUGAAUCUACAGUACUUGAUUCUAGACUUGAGGCAGUUGUUGAGAGAAUGCUUGACAAAUGUAUAACAGACGGAAAAUAUAAACAAGCCAUAGGAAUGGCUAUUGAAUGCAGACGAUGGGAUAUUCUUCAGGCGGCAAUUAUAAGGAGUGAUGAUAUCCAAUCUACCAUUAAUUAUUGCAUGGAUGUAUCCCGUUCCUUUCUCAACCCAAGAGAGUAUCGGCAUGAGGUAAAUAUAAUCAAAUAUAUAAUGGGCUUGGUCGAAUCUUUAAAAAAUCAACUGAUUAUUCUCGUGCAGGUGCUUCGUUUUCUUGUAAAAAUGUAUGAGCAGCUUUCUCCUGAUUAUUCAAGUAUUUGUCAAUGCCUAAUGAUGUUAGAUGAUUCGGAGGGCAUUGCGAAAAUAUUGGAGAAACUCUUACGAUCAGAAUAUGUGAAUCAUGCACUAUUGGCUUUUCAAAUAGCCUUUGAUCUUGUGGAGAAUGAGAACCGAGCAUUCCUUUUGAAGGUGAUGAGUCAGCUUUCCACACCCAAGUUACAGCCAAGUGGAAAUAUACAUGAAGAAGUGUAUGCUGAGGAGUUCACAAAAAUAAGACGAAUUUUGUUCGGAGAGGUUUCGAUGCAGUUGUCGAUGCAAUUCUUGGCCACUAAUGACAAGUUGGAUUUUAUCAUUAAGAAAAUAGAGCAGUCUGUUGACAUGACAAAUAGCGUCUGCCAUAAUGCGAUUAUUUACUCCAAUGCUAUUAUGCAUGCUGGGACAACUGCCAAUGAAUAUAUUAUGGAGAAUCUGGAGUUGCUGAAUAGGGAUAGCAAUUGGGCUAAAUUUAGUGCAAUGGCAGGACUUGGAGUCAUCCACAGAGGCCAUCAACUGCAAAAUAAAUCCGUUUUGGAUAUUUACAUGCAACACGGUGCUAGCGACGGUCCCUACACUGCAGGUGGACAACGGUUUGGUCUUGGUUUAAUGCAUUUGAACAAUAAUGAAGAAGACAUUAAAACAUUUCUGCGCGGGAGCUUAUCAAGCAGUAGUGUUGAGGUUAUUCAGCAUGGUGCUUGCUUAGGUCUUGGUUUGGCAGCAUUGGGCAAUGCUGAUAAUGACGUUUUCGAAGACUUGAAAAACGUGUUGUACACUGAUAGUGCUCUUGCUGGUGAAGCUGCUGGCAUUAGCAUGGGUUUGUUAAUGGCUGGAACUGCAAGUGAGAGGGCUGUAGAAAUGCUUGAUUAUGCCCACAAAACUCAGCACGAGAAGAUUGUUAGAGGUUUGGCUUUGGGAGUAGCUUUGACAGUUUACGGAAGAGAGGAAGAAGCCGAUACACUCAUUGAGCAAAUGACUCGAGAUCAAGAUCCGAUCUUGCGUUAUGGUGGCAUGUAUGCUAUAGCAUUGGCAUAUAGAGGUACAUUAAACAGUAAGGCCAUACGUAAGCUGCUGCACUUUGCUGUGUCUGAUGUCAGCAAUGAUGUCAGAAGGACAGCUGUCAUUGCCCUCGGGUUCGUGCUGUAUUCUGAUCCUGAACAGACUCCUCGAAUGGUUUCACUGUUAUCCAAGUCGUACAAUCCGCAUGUUAGGUAUGGUGCAGCAUUGGCAGUUGGAAUUUCGUGUGCAGGCAGUGGUCUUAGUGAGGCUAUAUCUUUGCUCGAGCCUUUGACUUCAGAUGAUGUUGACUUUGUUCGACAAGGUGCUCUAAUUGCAAUGUCUAUGGUGAUGCUCCAGAUAAGUGAAGUCAGUGAUUCUCGUGUGGGUGCUUUUAGGCGACAAUUGGAAGAAAUUAUCCUCGAUGAGUGGGAAGAAACAAUGAGCAAGAUGGGCGCAAUUUUAGCUACGGGAAUUAUUGAUGCAGGUGGAAGAAACGUGACAAUCAAAUUAAUGUCGAAGACGAAAUACGAUAGAAUGACUGCAGUUAUUGGUCUUGCUGUGUUCACGCAGUAUUGGUAUUGGCACCCGCUUUUACAUUUCAUCAGUUUGGCAUUUUCGACAACUGCUUUCAUCGGUCUGGAUUACGAAUUGAAUAUGCCAAGGUUUCAGUUUCUAUCGCAUGCGGAGCCAUCUCUUUUCGAGUACCCUAAGCCUACGGUACCUAUAACUACUACACCUGUAAAACUACCUACCGCAAUUUUGUCCACGUCAUCAAGACGCAGAGUCCGUCCCGGUAAGAAAGAAAACGAGAAGGCAGAUUCCAUGCAGGUUGAUAGCUCCACGGAGAAGAAAUCCGAACCCGAGCCAAGUUUUGAGAUAUUGGACAAUCCAGCAAGGGUGGUCCCCACACAAGAAAUAUAUAUAAAAUUUCUUCCACUUAGCAGAUAUGUGCCCGUGAAGUCAGCACCUUCAGGAAUUGUGAUUUUAAAAGAUCUGCAAAUUGAAGCAUAUUAUAUCAUCUGAAAUACGAGAUGACACAUCUUAGUGUGUGUAAUGUGUGUGGUUGUAUAUAUUAUACGUGCCUAUAAUCCAAGUUUCUAUUGAUGGAGAAGCUUCUACAUUUUCUUUCUCGUGUUUUUUCGGUAUGUCAUGUAACCACCGUGUAAUAAGGGCAAGGGAAUGUAGAAUCUUCAAUUUUGAGUCUUUGUUUUUGCCUUUUCGCUUGUAUCGAUUGUUUGAUUGAAAAUCGGGUUUUGCCGAUCGAAAUUUUUUAAGGUCGGAGUUUUUGAAGGUUGAGAGAUAGCUAUGUAUAGCACCUUUGUAUAUGAGUUUCUUCUUCCCUUUGAAUUGUUAUUAAGUUUUGCUAA
This is a messenger RNA of Erythranthe guttata (spotted monkey flower), 3210 nucleotides long. Lineage: Eukaryota; Viridiplantae; Streptophyta; Magnoliopsida; Lamiales; Phrymaceae. The record is from RefSeq and is a predicted model, not a curated record.